AUGCCGAAAGAGAAGCACGUUCCUUGGACUGAGUCCGAGGAAGAUAACCUCGAACCAUGGUUAUCUAUAUAUGACUGGAUGCCAUGGAAAGAAAGGGCCAAAGAAUACUCCAAGCAACACGAUAAAGACAGAUCAUUCGAGUCGCUGCGAGGAAAACGCAAUCAGCUUCGAAAAGGGAUUAGAAGACGGCGACCAAUCUCAGACAGAUCGAAUUUACGGGCCCGUACCACGGCCCGUAGGGCUCUGUACCGAAUUCAGAGACUUCCGCAGGGCUUCCCUCCCCGCCCUCCUAACUUCAGGCUAAAAUCUCCCGACCCUUGGGCUCGUCAACUACUGCAGCAGGUGCAUCAAUAUGGGAAUCCACGCCACCAGGUUUCUGCUCCGGCCUCGCAGAAUGAAGAAGGUUCCCAGCCCGCAAUUGCACCAAACAAUGCCACGCCGGUUUACAUAAGUCCCAAGCCGGUAUUCCGACGACGUGAACAGCCGAUGUUUAUAUCACAACUUUGGAGGAUGAUCCGCCGCAUGCACAUCUCUCACAGGGACGAGGAGCCGUGA
Messenger RNA from Penicillium antarcticum, 555 nucleotides. RefSeq lists its product as uncharacterized. The transcript is spliced from 2 exons. The record is from RefSeq and is a predicted model, not a curated record. Bases 1 to 555 code for a protein of 184 amino acids. NCBI's taxonomy places the organism in Eukaryota, Fungi, Ascomycota, Eurotiomycetes, Eurotiales, Aspergillaceae.